Zingiber officinale is the source of this 2196-nucleotide messenger RNA. RefSeq names its product nuclear pore complex protein NUP155-like. The record is from RefSeq and is a predicted model, not a curated record. NCBI's taxonomy places the organism in Eukaryota, Viridiplantae, Streptophyta, Magnoliopsida, Zingiberales, Zingiberaceae. Gene Ontology annotation, cellular component: nuclear pore; nuclear pore inner ring. The coding region runs from base 1296 to 1817 and encodes 173 amino acids. Gene Ontology annotation, biological process: protein import into nucleus; transcription-dependent tethering of RNA polymerase II gene DNA at nuclear periphery; RNA export from nucleus. Gene Ontology annotation, molecular function: structural constituent of nuclear pore. The transcript is spliced from 4 exons.
CACCCCUAUUACCUCAAACCAAACGCUCACAAGUUGCUCUCACAGGUAAUCCGCCGCGGUAUUUCUAUCGUAGCAUAGGGUUUGUAGCAGCUGCGCGGCCCUCCGACGAUCGCGUAAUGGCGUGGGGGCGACGAAACCGUGGGACUGGAUGUAGCCUCCGCCGGCCUACAUGUCACCGAGCGCAUCGGCAGGGACGUCUCCGGCCGCCUCGACCUCGAGGAGGCUAUCGAAACCUCGCUCUAUGCUAGCCUCCCCCUACUCCAUGCACCCUCCCCAAAGAGGAACUCCUGUUCUUAUAGGAGAAAAGGAAAUUUUGGAGAAGUAUAUUUAGGUUGCUUCUGUAAGAAAGGUAUACACUUGGUUAGUGCUUUUUUACUUUCCAGAUUUCCAAUCAUGGACUUCACUUCUGUCGAGUUGCAGUUUGUAGAUUCACUGAUAUUACUACUAUGACAAUCCAGGUAAGACUAACACAAGAGGAAUCACUUUGCUACUGUUAAUAACAAUUAGAUUUUUUUACUAUCCACACCUAGGCCGUUCUCAUUGGUACACAACUGGAGAAGACCCGGAUGGCAUUGAAACUGAUGUUUUUGAUGAUUGGCCUUUUUUUUAAUCUGUCAUUCGGCUAAGAAGGAAAGGAGUACUAUCUUGAAAUGUUAGUUUUCCUAUAAAAUAAGUGCUCUUGCAUUAAUGAAAAAGAAACUCUUGAUCCAAAAGUAUUUGUUGUAUGCAUAAAAUCCUAUUUACAAAUGAUUUAAACUGACUUUUGGUUAAUUUAGUGAUCUUGGGCCGAUGCUGGUUGUUUAAUUUUUCCAAUUAGAUAAACUAGGAGGAAGAUACUUGAAUGGAAAAUGGCAAUGAGUUAUUCUGAUCUCAGGAAUGAAAUUAUCUGUAAAUAAGAUUGAUUCAAACAGCAAACUAAAUCUAUGACUCAACAUACUUAAAACCCUUCAUGCAUAGUGCAUCUAAGUAGUUAACAUAAUGUUGAAGCGAUAUUUUUAUCUACAAAGUACACAUUUCUGUAAUUAUCAAUAUCUUUGAUCCAUUAAUUUGUUCCUUCGAUGGAGUCUUCGUGGAACAUCUUCCUCUUUCUUUAGGGCUUUGCUCUCCGACCGACUAUAAAACGGAAAGUGAUAAUUGGUUAAUAUAGUAUAUAAAUAUCCAAUGAAGAAACAUUAAUGUUCAAUUAAGACAAUGAUUUAGUAAUAUUAGUGUAGGACGAAAGAGAUCUUCAAAAAGUGAAUCUGGUAUCCUUUAUUUUGAAAUAUUUUUUUAAUGAAGGUAUUUUUAGUCUUCUCAUGUUUCUGAUAAUGCUCAUAUAUGCUUGGAAAUGCACAACUUUUCAGAUUAUUCUGUGUGAAGCUCUUUCUAGAGGUGGAGUUGCAGAAGCAUGUUCUGUAGUGGGUCGCUUGUCUUUAGAGAUUAUUUAUCUUCAUCUUGAAAUGGCUGCUUCGCAAUGUAUGAAUAUUCUACAAACAGGCCUCAUCAUACAUGCUAGAGCCCUUCUUGUUGCUUGUAAGGUUGAACCAAUGCCUGUAUUAAGCACAUAUGAUCCGCUUUUAUCAUAUGGAGCUAUUUUACCUUCGCCAAACCUGAAACUUCGCUGUCUGAGAUCUGUUCUUCCUGUACUCUGUGAGUGGGUUGGGUCUGUAUUUGCACAUACAUUAGGGACCACAGCUGUUGGCGCUUCUCCAAUCCUUGGUGGAUUACUCUUGUUACAACAUACAUCAAUCAUCAACCAAGGAGCUCGAGAUAAGAUAACCAGUUUAGCAAAUGGGCAUACGGUCUCGUUACGUGAAGGGUUUAGGUCCAUUACCUAAAUUAUCUAUAGUGGGUGGUUCUAGAGCCACAAAUAUCAGUUCAAAACAUCAUUAUGAUUAUGAAAAAUUUGUAACUAUGCAGAAAACAAUCGAUGAACAAAAUCUGACUAUACGUGAGCAACAUCAAAAAUUUGAAGCAUUAUUGCACCAACUUCAACAGGUCAAUUCCUGGCUUCUCAUUUCAGCCUCCACCAACAUGCUCUUCAAUUCGACCUCCUCCACCACCUCCCUCGCCUCCAUUAUCGGCUAUGUAGGUUUUUAUUUUGCAACAUUAUGUAAUGCGCAUUUUACUACUCAUGUUCUUUUGGAUAAUAUUUGACUAGUUGUGUUCAUGUUUUAAAAAUAUUUGAUUAAUUAAUAGUAAAUUGCACUUUUAUGA